Molecule: messenger RNA, 5238 nt
Organism: Sceloporus undulatus (fence lizard)
Lineage: Eukaryota; Metazoa; Chordata; Lepidosauria; Squamata; Phrynosomatidae
Gene: ZNF281
Product: zinc finger protein 281
Exons: 1
Coding region: 46-2685 (879 amino acids)
Biological process (GO): regulation of transcription by RNA polymerase II
Cellular component (GO): nucleus
Molecular function (GO): DNA-binding transcription factor activity, RNA polymerase II-specific; RNA polymerase II cis-regulatory region sequence-specific DNA binding
Source: RefSeq, a predicted model, not a curated record
UCCUCCUCCUCUUCCGCUCCUCCUCCCCCCCUCGCCCCCAGCAGCAUGGCCAUGUUCAACCACCGCCUGCCCCCAGUCACCAGCUUCACCCGCCAACAUGGAGGGAUGGUGGCCUCCUCCUCUGCCUCCUCUUCCUCUUCCUCCUCCUCCUCUUCCACGACCACCACCACGGCUGCCCACUCUCCAGGCCCUCCUCCUCCUCCUCCUCCUCACCCUCAGGGCAUGACUUUCAAGAAAGAGCCAUUGGGGGGCUUCCCCCUCACAACAACACCACCAUCUUCUUCCUCUGCCUCCUCCCAGAGGAGCCCUUGGGGCUUCUUCCACUCCUUGGUGAACAUCAAGCAGGAGAAGCCCAGUGAGCAAGAGGAGGAAGACCACCAUCACCACCACCAUCACCAUUACGGGGGCCUCUUUGGCAUCGCUGGGGAGGAGAGGCACCCCACUUUGGGGGGUCCAGGAGGAGGAGGAGGAGGAGGAGGAGGGAUGGCGGAAGCCGGGAGCGUGAUCCAAGACCUCAGCCUCUUCCACCACUUGCACCAUCAUCCCCACCACCGAGGAGGAGACCUGUUGCUGGGGCUCCGGAGCGGAGCAGAAGCGUGCCCCGAGGAGCCCAAAACGGACCCCCAGGCCAGGAAGGCGAAGAGGCCAAAGUCGGAAACUCAGGGAACCAAAGCCAAGAGGAAGCCCGGCGCCGUCUCCUCCAGACCCCUGGUGGCCGCAGCGGGGGACGGGGACGCCGCCAUGUUGGCCGCCGCCGCCGCCAACCAGAAACCUCACGUCUGCGAACACUGCAGUGCCGCCUUCCGGAGCUCCUACCACCUGCGCAGGCAUGUGCUCAUCCAUACCGGCGAGAGGCCUUACCAGUGCGGCCAGUGCAACAUGGGCUUCAUCCAGAAGUAUCUGCUCCAGAGGCACGAGAAGAUCCACAGCCGGGAGAAGCCCUUCGGGUGCGACCAGUGCAGCAUGAAGUUCAUCCAGAAGUACCACAUGGAGAGGCACAAGAGGACGCACAGUGGAGAAAAGCCAUACAAAUGUGAAACCUGUCAGCAGUAUUUUUCCAGGACCGACAGACUGUUGAAGCACAGACGUACGUGUGGAGAAGCCAUAGGGAAAGCAGGCGCUGGAAUGGAUCCUGGGCCGUCAAACCACAGCAUGGGCAACUUGCCUAUGCUGCCUCAGGGAAAUACAGGUUCGUCGAGGAGGAAAAGCAAAGCGAAAUGUAUGUCGGCCGAAAACAAAGAGCAUAAGCCCAGUCAUAAGGUGUCGGACGCUCAGAUGGCAUCUAAUAUGACCUUGCAGAAUUAUGCAGUGGAGUUUCCCAUAGUGUCUUCCAGCGGCGGCUUGAUCGGCCCCGGGAUAGAAGAGUUGCAGAAAAAGGUGCCAAAAUUAGUCUUUAAAAAAGGAAACAGGAAAGGCACGGACAAGAGUUUUCUUAACUUUGUGUCACCGGUACCAGACCUGCUGGGUCAGAAACCGUCGUCUGGAAAACCCGGCGGCUCGCUAGGCAUCGUCGCAAACACCGGUGUAGAUGCGAUUGGACUUCUCCAAGCUGCGAGUGGUAAACCAGGUCACUUAAGUAGCAAUUACGAUGAUGCCAUGCAGUUCUCAAAGAAAAGAAGAUAUCUGCAAACUGCCAGCAGCAACAGUGCCUUUUCUAUAAACGUUGGGCAUAUGGCCUCCCAACCGUCUGUUAUUCAGUCUGCAGGUGUCAGUGUUAUGGACAGUGAAACCCCGUUAUCCCUUAUUGACUCAUCCUCUCUCAAUGCUGACAUCAAGUCUUGUCACGACAAGUCUGGCAUUCCCGACGAAGUCUUGCAAAGUCUUCUGGAGCAGUACUCCCACAAAUCAGAAGGCCAGAAAGAAGAUCCCUUCAGUAUCACUGAACAGCGGGUGGACUUGCAUGCUUCAGGAGAACAUUCGGAGAUGGUUCAGGAGGACAACCUGAGCCCAAGCCCCCAGACUUCUUCAAAUGACAAAACAAGCAUGUUGCAAGAAUACUCAAAAUACCUCCAACAUGCUUUUGAAAGAACGACCAAUAGUGCUGGUUUUGCUUUUGGACCUAGUUUCCAAUUUGUAAGUUUGUCUUCGAGCCUUCAUAACCACUCUUUGUUUCAAGACAAACAAAUAUACACUACAUCUCCACUUGAGUGUGGUUUCAGCCAAUCUGUUACCUCAGUGUUGCCAUCUGCAUUGUCAAAGCCUCCUUUUGGGAUGUUGCUUGGAUCUCAGCCAGGUUUUUAUUUAUCUGCUUUGGAGGCAACCCAUCAGCAGUUGACUCCUUCGCAAGAACUAGAUGAUCUGAUAGACUCCCAGAAAAACGUAGAUGCUUCAUCGGGCUAUCAGUCGGCACCUCAAAAACUAAAUAGCCAGAAAGAACAAAAAUCCCUUGAAUCUUCAACAAGCUUUCCAAUUCCAUCUCAGGAGCUAGCUAACCAGAUAGAUCCUCAGAAGGACCUAGAGCAUCGAGCAACAUAUCAGAUAGAAACCUUUGCACAAGCAUUUGGUUCUCAGUUUAAGACGGGCAGCAGGGUGCCAAUGACUUUUAUUGCUAACUCUAAUGGGGAAGUGGACCAUAGAGUGAGGACUUCAGUAUCAGAUUUCUCAGGGUAUACAAAUAUAAUGUCUGAUGUAAGUGAGCCAUGUAGUACAAGAGUAAAGACCCCAACUAGCCAAAGCUACAGGUAAAAUUCCAAGUGUGACUAGGCUUUGCGGUGGUCUUAAUGUAUUAGUUUUAUUUUGAUAACACUGCCAUUGGAAUGUUUCUACAUGAACCUAAUACAAAUAAUGGAACACGCCCUUUCAAUGCAACUUUUCAUAUUUAGUUUUUGUUAAUGGAAUUUUACAUCAGUUUGUAUUAUGAUUUUUAAUCAGAUCAAUAGACUCGAUAGUUUGCAUUUUUGUGUUUACGUGACAGUGUUUAGCAAUCAAACUUACGUAUUUAGAUUGUCAGGGAAUAGCCCAAAAGUUGCAAAUGCAAAAAAAAAAGAAGAAAAAAACCCGACGGAAAACUAAAAAAAAAAACAAAAAACACAAACCCCAAACCUUUGUUCCUAGGAUUAACGUUUAUUUUAAUUACUUUACUCUCAGGAAAAUGUAAUGAAGCAAGGAGAUUCUGUACAUUUUGGGUGUAUAUGAAUUUCCAAUGUACAAAUAAGUGGCAAAUCUACUUCACCAUUUAACAAAGGGAUCUAAGACAUUAGAAGAUGCUGUUUCAUAUCUGGGUGAUACAAAUUUCUGAGAAUUUGGCUACCUGAAGCUUGUUUAUAGUGAUUAAUGUACUUUUUUAAUUUCUUCUUCCAGAUGACGAUGCUCAUUCCAGACUGGUGGGGUAGAAAAUCUCAGAUCCUUGGUAUGAGCCUGGAAUGAUAGCUUUAAUAAAUACAAUAAUGUCCAUCCCUUAUUCCACCUCCCUUAAAGACUUUUAAUUCUGUAAAGAGAAUUUAGUUGCAUAACCCUCAAAGAGAAUUUAAACAGGCAGAGUGAUGUCCUUAGAAACCCAAACUAAAAUAACAAUAAUAAUUUAUAUACAUUUUGGGAUGCAUUAUUUAUUAAAAUGUCCUCCCCACGGUUGGUAUCCAGUCCCUCCCUCCUCUCCUAUGUUGUGUCUUAGAUCUCUUCCUUUAUCAACUUCUCUGCACCAAGUUCAUGUUCCAUGAUUUGGAGUCCUCUUCUCUUCACUUUAGCUUAACAGCUGGAUUUUAAAAACAUUUACAUUCCAGAAGUUUGCAUAACUUAUUAUGUGUUAUUCUGAUGUUUUGUGGCAUCAAAACUAGACCAUUUGAAGAAAAAAAGAAAGAAAAGAAUGCCCUUUAAUGUAAACAGCCAUAAAGGUUUCCACACAAAAUCCAAGAAGAAGGAAUGGUUUAAUUGUACAUAGAGAGGCCCUCCAACUAGCAGUGGGGUCUACUAGCUUAGUCAUCCAUAUCCACAGGCAGUCCUGCAUAUUUUAGGGCCUAGGGGUUAUAUCUACAUGUGGUUACAGUACAAGGAUGCAAGAAGGACAUUUUGUAGGCUUAGGUCUUAAGACUUCACUUCCAUUCAGAGGUUGGCCUAAAUGUGUGAACUGUGUGACCAAUUCUAUUUGGUUUGUUGUAGCCAGAAUCUUUCCAAGGAAUUGUUGCUCAAAUUCAUGUAUAUUUUGUGGUACAUUAUUUAUGAUACGUGAAUCUUGAUUAGAGCCUAUGGAGCCACAGAAACCUGCUAGAAAUCUAGUGGCUAAUUUCAGACUGCUAAAAAGCAGUUGCACUGCCCAGAACUACUUUUUUUUUGGUUUUUGCAGAUGUAUUUUUCCCCCUGAUUAGUUUUUUUAAAUGUAAUUUUGGUGAUGCUUAUGCAGAUUUUAAAAAUGUACUGUUGGUGAUGUUUCUGUCUUACGUACUUUCUGAAGGCAGAAAAGUACCAGUGGUUGUUUGCAGUCUUGUGUAAUUGGCCUAUUGCAGGCUUCCAUGUAUAAUAAAGUAAUUUACAUUGUACAAGUGUAAAACACUUCUGUUACGAAGAUGCUGUUGUAAGAACUAUGAAAUUUUUAAAUUGUUAAAAGUCAAACAUACCAAUUUUCUCUGUCUGCCCUGCCCACCAAAACAACCCGAACACUGUUUCACCAAAACGACUCACCACCUUACUCCUAAAGCAUAAUUAAUUGUAGUUCACAUUAAUAUACAUACAUGAUUAUGUAUUUCUCAUUUUUCAAAUUAUUCCUGUUAAUUUCCCCUGCUAUCCAGGUACAGAGCACAACUUAGCAUCAAGGGAUCUAAUGUAUCUUAACCACUGUGUUAGUUCUGCUAUUAGUUUCUUUUUCUUUGGUUUGGGGGCGUUUUAUUCCACAGUGGUUAUGAUUUACCUUUUUUUAAUACUAUGUGUACUGGAUAGUGUGUAUUUUCUGGGAUUAUUUCCUUUAGACUGUGACCAAUUAAUAACUGUAUUUGAGAAAACCUAAGGAAGAAAGAAAAAGCUGUUGUGUGAUGUGCCCAGUUGCACCUCUGGCUUUAUCAAAAUUCCAUAAAAUGUUUUAAACAAAAUUGCUGGAACAAUAGAAGAUGAAUUAACUUGCUUGCUUUUAAAGGUAUUUUUAUUGUAAAACUUCAGGUGAACAAUAAAAACCACUCUUUUUCGUUAACUUUGGGAUUUAAAGGUUUCUCUUACUAAGACCUGUCAUUUGGGGAUGCCAUUUGAAUUAAUAGCUUUCAUGUUCUUGGUACCUUUUAUUCUAAUGUCAGACACACUUAUGUGCUUGGAAUU